AGUGGAAAAACUGUGACAUUUAUAAGAAAUUCAGUGAGAUAAAAAUCUACAACAGACUAAUAUUAAAGAUGAGGAAGUGACAUCAUAUGAACCACAGGAAGUAGGUGCAGCUUCUCUCGACUAAAGCACGACUUUAGAAACUCAGAUGAUCAUAAGAAGAGAGACAGAAGAAGGAGAGAGACAGAGAAUCAUGAUGGUCCAGUUCAAAUGGAUUCAAAUGUCUUUAUUUGUGACAGCGAUGCUUCAGUUCACAGGAGCAGCUGAAAACCUUCCAGCCUCCUUCACUGUCACAGUUGGAGAUGACGUCACUUUGACUUGUGAAAAUGUGAUAAAGCCUCAGCAACAAUGUAACAGCACUGUCUGGACCUUCAGUGGUUUAGGAAGCAAACAAGUAGUAGAGCUGGUUGAACUUGGACAGAUUGGUAAAGAUGUCAAAGCUAAAGACAGACUGAGUGUUACAGAGAAAUGUUCUCUGGUUAUAAAGAAGGUCACAGUCGAGGAUGUUGGUCGUUACAUCUGUGAGCAGUAUGAAUAUAGAGGAGCUCCAAAAAGUUCUCCAGACUCUGUGGUUUAUCUGUCUGUUGUCUCCAUGACUGAACAUCAGAACCAUGAUGAGGUGACAUUAAACUGCUCUGUGUGGACAUAUGAACCAUGUAGACACACAGUGAAGUGGCUGUAUGAGGGUAAAGAGGUGGAUACAGAUAACGGAAGUGUAACUACAUCACAGUCUCUCUGCUCUGCCUCUGUGAGAGCUCCAUCUCAUCAUCACAUUUACAAGUCAGAGUUUGAAUCUGUGCAGUGUUCAGUGACUGAUGGUGACAAAGAGCAGCAGCUGUUUCCCUUCAGACUUCAGUCAUCAGGAAAGAAACCAGGUGAGACAACAGCAACAACAACAACAGCAAAACCACCACCAACACCACUGUUAACAGCAACAACUGAAUCAAGUGACACCAGCAGAACAAAAAGAACCAGCACAACAGUGCGUAGAGCUGAUGAUGCUUCAUCAGGACCACAAGUUGGGUGGCGGUACAUCAUUGUGUCUGUGGGUUUGUCAGCACUCUUAAUAAGUGUCGUUACAGUCAGCAUGUGGACGAGAACUAAAGGGAACAAAACACAGAGGCAAGAAAACAGGGAGCAUGAUGAUGAAGAUGAAGAUGAAGAUGAAGGUACAGUGGUGUAUGAAAACACCGGAGAGCCGUCUGCCUCCGUCAGACUCCACUGAUCACCAACAUCAACUCACCAGAGAAACGAGUCCACCGCUGUUAAAUAUCACCUCGUCAUAUUUCACAUGAGGAGAUAACAUAACAUCUUUUUAAGAGUUAGACUGAAUGCAUUUGCUUUUAUUCAUUAAUAUGACAAAUGUCUUUUCUGUGCCAAGCUCUCUGUGUUUUAGUCUGAGCUGGACUAACAGGCUGGAGUCAAACUGGUGGACGAGGAGUUUGACUCUUCAGCUGUUCAUGUGUGCUGUAAACAUCAUGAAUCCUGUCUGUUUUACAUUAAAGGAUAUA
Acanthopagrus latus (yellowfin seabream) is the source of this 1508-nucleotide messenger RNA. RefSeq lists its product as uncharacterized. Gene Ontology annotation, cellular component: external side of plasma membrane; membrane raft. Gene Ontology annotation, biological process: interleukin-15-mediated signaling pathway; positive regulation of ERK1 and ERK2 cascade; T cell activation. The transcript has 7 exons. Gene Ontology annotation, molecular function: protein tyrosine kinase binding; MHC class II protein binding. The coding region runs from base 146 to 1222 and encodes 358 amino acids. NCBI's taxonomy places the organism in Eukaryota, Metazoa, Chordata, Actinopteri, Spariformes, Sparidae. The record is from RefSeq and is a predicted model, not a curated record.